Molecule: messenger RNA, 3180 nt
Organism: Amphiprion ocellaris (clown anemonefish)
Lineage: Eukaryota; Metazoa; Chordata; Actinopteri; Pomacentridae
Gene: etaa1b
Product: ETAA1 activator of ATR kinase b
Exons: 6
Coding region: 197-2113 (638 amino acids)
Source: RefSeq, a predicted model, not a curated record
GUCACGCCAAACAUGGCGGCUUAUUUGGAAUGAAAACGCGAAAGGCAAAAAAAAACAACGAAAAGAGUUUGAGAAAGCAUUAAAAACGUGUGAUUUAAACGGUCAGCCGCGUUGUUUCAACCAACGGAGCAUCGAUAAUAAUUAUAAUAAUAAAAAUAAUGCUGACCGGAAGCUGCUUGUGCUGGUUUGAUGACUGAUGUCAGAGCCGAACACACAUGAAGAGUUCACCGAGCUUUGGAGGACGGUCUCCAAACUGUGUCACGGCAAAACACAGGACAACAACACCGGGAAACAGAUGCCUGCCACGUCCCCCAUGCGUCCAGAUUUCCAGAGUCCCAGGCACAGAGGCUACGGCAGAUACCCCGGACUGAAUAAUGGAGAUUCUCCUGGAGAUGUGGAAGCUUCGCAGGAUAUUUUCUGGGAUUCGACAUCUCCCACUCAAACUAAUACUGGGCCAGGACACAGGAACACCAGAGUCGUGGAAAUAUCAGAUAUCGUCAACCGCAUUGCUCCAAAGGAUGUGAAACCAAAAGGGACUGAAUCUCCUCUGCUGCAGUGGAUCGGUGACAGCGCCAUCCCAUGCACACCGGAGAUCCGAAAACCAAGAACCAGGAAGAAGUCCACUCGACAGAGCAAUGUGGAGGACCUCAUGAAGCUGGCCCGGCAGUUCGAUGAGAACAUGCAGCAGGACAAGGAGACUUCAGAACAGCUGAACGCCGUCAGCAGCGACCUUGACGGACGUGUUAAGACUUCUGAGACACAAGUAGCACCGACAUCAUUCCCAAGCAAUGCGAAGGACCUGAAGUGUUCGUCGUCGUCGUCGGAUCUGGUGGAGGCCGAGCUGCACGCUCUGUUCGACUGCUCCACUCAGGGAGUCAGCGGCCGGCUGAGCCAGAGCUUUGCAGCAUCGCCCUGUUUACAAGACAUAAAACACCAACACGUGACUUCAGCUGCAUCUGAACAAAACGAGUCUGGAUCAGCUGCACGUCCCGCCAGAGAGAAACGAUCUUGUGGUUCCAGCGCAAACAACUGUGAUGAUUUUGAUGAUGACUGGGAGAACGACGACUUGCUUAAUGACUCUUUUGUUCUGGCGAUGACCCAGAAUCCCGACCAGCAGCACGAUGCCGAUCCUAAAACCACCCUUCAGACGAACACUACUCAGUUCACCUCUGUUUGCAAGCCAGCUGCAAAGAAAAACUCCACAUAUCAGCCUUCAGACUGCCAGCCAAGCUGCAGUUCACUCCAGGAGCUGUGUCCCAAACCAAAGACGACCAACAGAAGCACUUUCAAGCUGGAGCCUAACCCUUGUUUCCAGCCCAAGAUGGCUAAAGAAGCUUCAAAGUCCGGCUUCACUGUUAAACAAACUAAAACACAGAUGUUGGAGCAGAAAUCUGCUUCCUCAAAGACAACAUUUACUCUGCAGCCCGACAGGAUCACUAAUAAUCAGAAGGGGGCUCUUUCAGGAGCAGACUCUGGUAAAGACAUCUCAGACAGUUUGUGGGAUGAUGGGGACGAUGACGCGCUGCUCUACCAGGUAUGCGACAGCGUGGAGAGGAUUUCUAACAGUCAGCCACAGCAAGCAAGUCCCAGAAACUGCCAACAAAAGCAAGACAUCACCGUAGACGGAGGACGGAGAAGCACCAAGCCUCUUCCAAUCAGUAGGGCCUCGUCCACAAACACCGGCGCUAAAAGACAGUCGACAUGUGCUUUUGUUCGUUUUAACUCAUUACCGACCAGCAGCAGUGGAACCGUGAACCUCCAAGCAUGGAACGUUCCCAUGAAAGGUUCCAACGACAAAUCACGGAUGUCUCAGAGCUUCCCAAGAAGCUGCAUGGGUCUGGGCACAUUUGGCCAGUGUGGAGAUUCCUCUGGAACUUUCCAGGCUGGAAAUGUGAACGUGGAUACGAAGACGGUGACAGCAGGAACACCGCAACACUUCAGGUCCCAUCAUGCAGCUUUCAAGAGAAACCUAUCAGACUCGGCAGCUAUAAGCAGCAAAGUUUUUGUCACGAGCCAGAUGACAGGGAAGUGCUCUGCAGCCGAGAUCGAGAGGAAGAAGCAGGAAGCCUUGGCCAGGAAGCGGCAGCGGAUGCAGAACGCCUCGAAACCGUAGAGCAGCUCCAUCUGAACUUUUGAGACUUAUUUUCCCAGAAUGAGCCUUUACAGAAUCCAUCAGUCUAUUCAGAUGCCUGACAGUAGAUCACCGAGGUCAGGGGGAUUCGCUCGGCUUUCUGUGCAAAUGGGAGACAAGAAGAUGCCUGCUGCUAAUGUGAAAAUGUAUUUCAUGAGAAAAGACUUUCUCUGUUUGCUGAAGUUUACGAUCUGGAGCUGCAGCGAAUUAAAAAAAAGAGAUUUUCCUGAGCUGCUGACUUUGAAAACUAGUUUGAAAAGAAUCCCGAUGCUGACUAACAACAGUCACAUCUUCUGUUUGUGUCUCAGGAUCGUUUUUUCAGCUCUCUGGAGCCAUUUAGGAUAGAAAAUGUUUUCUGCUUUUGUUUUAACGUAAACACUUCUCAGUGUCGCUUCUCAAAUUGCAAAAGCAAAAGCAGUCAGACGUAAAAACAGACUGUGUGUGUGUUGAUGUUCUCCAUCAGAAAUGGAGGUCUUCAGUUUGAACGCUGGCUGCUGUCGUCUUUAUGAUACGAACAGUUUCUGUGCCUGAAACCUCUUUUGAAGCAGAGUUUUUAAUCAAAGGAGAUUUGUUUGAAGUAGGAAUUGGGGCAGUACUGUAACACAAUUGUGCACAAACACUUUUCUUUGGGGCCAAACUAAACAUUUAAUAGGUGAGGAAAUAACAUGUCUGUUUUUGUUUUUUUUUUACACUGAGCAGAUUCUGAUUGGUUAAUAGUUAAUAGUUCUCACUUGUGUUUUCUCCAGGUUCUGUUGGUUCGUCUUACGGUUUUUCUCAUUUGAGUUUUGCAUGCCAGUGUUGAUUGUUGCACCGUGAAGGCCGUCAUCUGGUCGUCCACUGUCUGUUUAUUUCUACAGCCACGCUAUGCACCUUUGGAAGAAGUUAAUUUCUGCAAGAAUAAUAAAAAAACAGCAGUGGAAAUGUGUUUUUUAUAAUCGGAAAUUAUGAGAACUGAAUGCUAACGAUGUCCUCACACUACAGGUCCUGGAAGUUUUGGUCAGAUGUGUUGUAAGAGAGAAACAACUCUCAGAUAAAAAGCUAAAAACCUC